Molecule: messenger RNA, 1064 nt
Organism: Antrostomus carolinensis (chuck-will's-widow)
Lineage: Eukaryota; Metazoa; Chordata; Aves; Caprimulgiformes; Caprimulgidae
Product: probable ATP-dependent RNA helicase DDX10
Exons: 8
Molecular function (GO): RNA helicase activity; nucleic acid binding; ATP binding
Source: RefSeq, a predicted model, not a curated record
ACACUGAUUAAACUUAAUUUGUUUCAGAUAAAUGCAAGUGAAAUUCAAAGAUUUUCAGAUUUUCCAUUGUCAAAGAAAACUCUAAAAGGAUUGCAGGAAGCUCAGUAUCGUGUGGUAACGGAGAUACAGAGACAAACCAUAGGUUUGGCUUUGCAAGGUAAAGAUGUACUAGGAGCUGCAAAGACUGGAUCAGGCAAAACCUUGGCUUUUAUUAUCCCAGCUUUGGAACUCCUGUAUCGCCAUCAGUGGACUUCAGCUGAUGGACUGGGAGUUUUGAUAAUAUCGCCUACCCGGGAACUGGCAUAUCAAACCUUCAAGGUUCUGCGUAAAGUGGGAAAGAAUCAUGAGUUCUCAGCUGGCCUUAUCAUUGGAGGAAAGGAUCUGAAAGAAGAGUCUGAAAGAAUCCACCAAAUAAAUAUGCUAAUUUGCACUCCAGGACGGCUUCUACAGCACAUGGAUGAAACUUCAUAUUUCUAUGCAUCUGAUCUGCAAAUGCUGAUUCUUGAUGAAGCUGACAGAAUUCUAGAUAUGGGGUUUGCUGAUACAAUGAAUGCAAUCAUAGAGAAUCUACCUAAGAAACGCCAGACCUUGCUUUUUUCUGCAACACAAACAAAAUCAGUGAAGGAUCUUGCACGGCUGAGUCUGAAAGAUCCGGAAUAUGUUUGGGUUCAUGAGAAAGCCAAAUUCAGCACCCCAGCAACUUUGGAUCAGAACUAUGUUGUUUGUGAGCUUCAGCAAAAAGUAAAUAUGUUAUACUCUUUCCUGAGAAGUCACUUGAAGAAGAAGAGCAUUGUAUUUUUUGCAAGCUGUAAAGAGGUCCAGUAUCUAUUCAGAGUGUUCUGUAAGCUUCAGCCUGGUCUUCCUGUGCUGGCACUCCAUGGCAAGCAGCAUCAGAUGAAGAGAAUGGAAGUCUACACUUGUUUUGUUCGGAAAAAGGCAGCAGUACUUUUUGCUACAGAUAUUGCAGCUCGUGGCCUGGAUUUUCCAGCAGUGAACUGGGUCAUCCAGUUUGAUUGUCCAGAAGAUGCAAACACAUACAUCCACAGGGUGGGAAGAACAGCCAG